CGCCAACAAAGACACAGUAGGUUCAAUCUGUACUCCAUCCACGCCACCUUUAUACCGACAGCUUUGUGUCUGCCUGUCCGUCUCUAGUGUCCUCCUGAAAGCAUGCCAGAGGAAACAUCCGCCGCGUCCAGCUCCGGGAGUAUGGAGGAAAAGCCGUGCUCCUCUUCAGCAGCUGCAGCAGACAGCUCUGUUGAUGUCAUGGAGGAGGCAAAGAAACUGAUAGGCACAGGAAACAGGCAUCUAGUGAUGGGAGAUGUUGUUUCUGCUGUCAGUGUCUUCCAGGACGCCUGCGGCAUGUUGGCUGAAAGGUAUGGUGACACUGCAGAUGAGUGUGGUGAGGCCCUUUUCCUGUGUGGGAAGUCCCUGCUGGAGCUUGCCAGGAUGGAGAACACUGUCCUCGGUAAUGCCCUGGAGGGAGUCCCAGAGGAAUCUGAGGAAGAGGAGCAACCUAACAACCCAAAUAUUGAAAGUGCCAACAACCUCGAUGAUGAUGAUGACGAUGAUGAUGAUGAUGAUGACGACGAGGAUGGAGAGGCAAAUGGUGAUAAGGAAGAUGAAGAAGUUGGAAACUUGCAGUUGGCCUGGGAGAUGCUGGAGGUAGCUAAAGUCAUCUAUAAAAGGAAGGAAGGCAAAGAUGACCAGCUAAUGGCAGCACAGGCAUAUCUGAAACUUGGAGAAGUCAGUGCUGAAUCAGGUAACUAUCCCCAGGCACUAGACGACUUCCAGGAAUGUCUCACCCUGCAACUGAAGCACCUGCCUGCUCACAGUCGUCUGCUGGCUGAGACUCACUACCAUGUCGCCACUACGCUGUGCUACAUGGAUCAGUACAGCCCGGCCAUCCAACACUACAACAGCUCCAUAAAGGUCAUCGAGACACGCCUGGUCAUGCUGCAGGAGGUGAUAGAUGCAGCAGAGGGUGCAGAUGGAGCAACAGAAGAGAAGAAAGAGAUAGAAGAACUGAAGCGGCUUCUGCCUGACAUCAAGGAAAAAGUGGAAGAUGCCAAGGAAAGCCAGAAAACAGCCAGCGCUGCCUCCCAUGCCAUCCAGCAGACACUAGGUGGUGCCUCAACUUCCUCAGCAUUCCUAUGUGAAAACGGUGGCCCGUCAUCAUCGUCAUCAUCUGCGUUUGCAACACCAUCUGCAUUUGCAACACCAUCAUCUGCAUUUGCAACAGUGAGCAAGAUCCCAGUUAAAACAUCUGACAGCGCCUCGUCUUCCAAAGCCGCGUCCGACAUCUCCCACCUCGUCAGGAAAAAGAGGAAACCAGAGGAGGAGAGCCCAGUAAAGGACACUGAAGCUAAGCAGGCGAAACAGGAAGCCACAGUUAAUGGCAGUGGGGACUCUAAUGCCAGCAACGGCAAUGGAGUCCAGGAGGAAAAAUCACAGGAGCCUGCCAACCAGUCAGCCUCUGUCGGGUCUUCGGCGUAAUGAUCCUCACGUCUUUCCUGAUCUUCGAAAACCAGCACAGCAUGCCUGUCGAGCCCCUCCACCUUUCAACACUUUUGAUUUUGUAAAUAAGAUCCAUUUUCAUAGAUUUGUCUGUCCAGUUUUGUAUACUUGUAGUACAAAAUAAUAAAGAAUUUGCAA
This is a messenger RNA of Scomber scombrus (Atlantic mackerel), 1587 nucleotides long. It is a transcript of the gene nasp, whose product is annotated as nuclear autoantigenic sperm protein (histone-binding). Gene Ontology annotation, cellular component: nucleoplasm. Gene Ontology annotation, biological process: CENP-A containing chromatin assembly; DNA replication-dependent chromatin assembly. Lineage: Eukaryota; Metazoa; Chordata; Actinopteri; Scombriformes; Scombridae. Bases 103 to 1428 code for a protein of 441 amino acids. Gene Ontology annotation, molecular function: histone binding. The transcript is spliced from 14 exons. The record is from RefSeq and is a predicted model, not a curated record.